This is a messenger RNA of Eremothecium gossypii ATCC 10895, 828 nucleotides long. Its product is annotated as pyridoxal 5'-phosphate synthase subunit PdxT. Gene Ontology annotation, biological process: pyridoxal 5'-phosphate biosynthetic process; pyridoxine metabolic process. Lineage: Eukaryota; Fungi; Ascomycota; Saccharomycetes; Saccharomycetales; Saccharomycetaceae. Bases 1 to 828 code for a protein of 275 amino acids. Gene Ontology annotation, molecular function: glutaminase activity. The record is from RefSeq and is marked provisional. The transcript has a single exon. Gene Ontology annotation, cellular component: glutaminase complex; cytosol.
AUGAACGUAGUAGCCAACGACUAUGCAGAGUCCAUUUUGCUCGUAGUCGAGCGACAGAAUAGCUCUUACCUCAGAAAACGCAGAGGCAGAAAAAACGCUGCAGGCGUGUCGUUGUCACUUUACCUGCGUAUAUAUAGAGCUAGCGCCGGCAUUACAACAUUAAGCCAACUUCGGAACAGCGUACGCAGUCAGUUUGAUAUAAUGAGUAAAGUAGUUGGAGUCCUUGCAUUGCAGGGUUCAUUUGCAGAGCACAUCGACUGCCUAGAGGCUUGCGUCAGAGAAAAUGGACACAACGUCGAGGUGAUCGCGGUAAAGACACAACAGGAACUAGCGCGCUGCGAUUCGCUCAUUAUUCCAGGAGGCGAGUCAACGGCUAUUUCGCAGAUCGCAGAACGCACCGGUCUGCAUGAGCACCUAUACCAGUUUGUGCGGACGCCCGGCAAAUCGGCCUGGGGCACGUGCGCAGGGCUCAUCUUCCUGUCGAACCAGGUCGCCAACCAGGCAGCACUGCUGAAGCCGCUCGGUAUCCUGGACGUGACUGUGGAGCGGAAUGCCUUCGGCCGCCAGCUGCAGUCCUUCGAGAAGGACUGCGAUUUUUCGUCCUUUUGGGAUCACGACGGUCCCUUCCCAACCGUCUUCAUACGCGCGCCAGUCAUUUCCAAGAUCAACAGCAAGAACGUCGAGGUCUUGUACACGUUGCAGAGGGACGACGGCUCCGAGCAAAUCGUAGCCGUGCGGCAGGGCAGUAUCCUGGGCACCUCCUUCCACCCUGAGCUAGGUUCUGACACCCGCUUCCACGACUGGUUCCUCCGUACCUUCGUCCUGUAG